UUGGGAAUUGUAUCAAUGUACUAUUUGCUACAAUCACGCAAGCUGUAACUAGGUGGCAGUCUGUAUUUGCUUCAAUGUUCUUUUAUUUCUUUUUGUUAUGCUGAAAGCAGUUUGUCAAAUUUAAGUGAAAACUGCUGGUUGCUACGCUUAAACUGCUAACCAAAAAAAACGAAAAGCAACUUAAAUUCCUCUUUCCAACGUAAACAUUGUUCCUUAACAUUGAUAUAGGCCUAAUGUAGAUGUCAUAAGCAAAGUUAAAAUUGACGUGACUCUGAAAUCACUUCUAAAUUGUGUGCCUGAUAGAUCUACUUAGAUGUACACAUUCACUCGCAAUCGACGCCAUUUUGAAUCCUGCUCCUAAAUAGGGAAAACCAGGUCUGAUCUUAUUUAUUGAUCUUGACCGAUACGUCUUCAAAUGUUAGAAACUAUUAUUUACUUACUGGGGGCAGCGAUAUGUUUGUACUACUGUAUAUCGUACGACUUGAUGUAUUCGUCAAGUCAUAACUCCCACGUUUGACUGACUCCGAGAAAUUUCGUUUUAAGCAACGUAAUACAUUGAAGAGGCACGGUGAUCAUACUUAACAAUGAGGAGUGACUGUAUCAACCAAUCAGAAUGAAAGAAAUGAACCAAUCGCGUGCCAGCUUGGCUUGUCUUCCUGUUUUAGUUUUUUUUUUCCCCGUGAACGGAGUAAUAAUUAUUUAAACGGAGUAAUAAUUAUAAAAUAAUUAUUCAACGGCAUUUUUCUUGACUGACAGAGAUCAUGGGUGGCGUCAAACAGGAGCAGAAUGAUGCUCCGCAGCAGCCAAGAGCCUCACAAUCCACAGAACAGCCUCAAGAUGAGCCUAAGAAGAGAGGUUGGCCCAAGGGCAAGAAAAGGAAAAAAGUGCUUCCCAAUGGUCCCAAGGCGCCGGUCACCGGGUAUGUCCGCUUUUUGAAUGAGCGGCGGGAAGUGAUGCGCGCCCGGUAUCCUGACCUCCCUUUCCCGGAAAUCACCAAGAGGCUCGGAGCAGAAUGGACACGAUUAGCGCCAAAUGACAAACAGCGUUAUCUGGACGAGGCGGAGCGGGAGAAGAUGCAGUAUGCCCAGGAACUGAAGGAAUAUCAUCAGACGGAGGCAUAUCAGAUCACUAGCACUAAGAUACAAGACAAGAGGAUUAAGAAAGAGGACAAUCCAUCUGUAAUCAUCAGUGCCAGUUCAGGCUUGCCAAAGCAGACAUCUGAGCUCCCAAGCCGCUUUGAAAUCCCGAUCUUCACAGAGGAGUUCCUCGAUCAGAACAAAGCACGAGAGGCGGAGUUGCGUCGACUUCGCAAGGCCAACGUGGAGUUCGAGGAGCAGAACGCGGUGCUGCAAAGGCACAUCAAAGACAUGUACAACGCCAAAGAGCGCCUGGAGGCGGAGCUGAGCCAGGACGAGAAGCGCACGCAGGCUCUUCAUCAGCACUUGCUGGCCAUUAAACACACGCUGGUCAAUAGUCUGUCUGCUGUGCCGCUACCAGGCACAGGCGAGACAGCAACCCUCGGAAACCUGGAUUCGUAUCUCAGUCGUCUCAGCGGUGCGCUCGAAGGGAACCCUCACAAGCACCGGGCCUUGUUUACGCAGCUUUGCGAUAUCCUCUCUCACCUGGACAGUGAGAAGUUGUAGGACAACUGCACAACCCCUCCCACCUCCCCAAGUCAUUCCUGCACCCGUGGAGUUUCAGGCAAGGUGUUGUCGUCUGCAAUCCACACCAUCUGGGCCGAUGGGUGCGGACUUCUCGGGGGAUGGAAAGGGCAGUGCCAUGAACACGUCGGUCGAAGUGUGCAGCCACUCCGACUUCAGCACAAAUGUGUGACUUUGUUAAAAGUGUGCAGAAACUAUUUUAUAAAGCGUACUCUCUGUUUACUUUGUCAAUAAUGAGGAGUUUACAAGUAAUGCCAUGUGGCAUCGGUGGCUGGGAUCAUCUGUGUGCAGUGUUACUUAGAAUAACUACAAGAAUCCUCGAUUAUGCUUUUGUGCUUGAUCAUGAAAUCUUGUCAUAUCAACUUUUAUUUGGUGUGAACUUUAUUUGUAUUUUGACCAAAAUGCUGUUUGAAACUGUGCUGAAAAUAUUUCCAAUAUAAGGUAGACAAGCUUG
Hippocampus comes (tiger tail seahorse) is the source of this 2115-nucleotide messenger RNA. It is a transcript of the gene hmg20b, whose product is annotated as high mobility group 20B. The record is from RefSeq and is a predicted model, not a curated record. Lineage: Eukaryota; Metazoa; Chordata; Actinopteri; Syngnathiformes; Syngnathidae. Gene Ontology annotation, biological process: regulation of gene expression. Bases 762 to 1643 code for a protein of 293 amino acids. The transcript has 9 exons. Gene Ontology annotation, cellular component: nucleus.